Messenger RNA from Galdieria sulphuraria, 700 nucleotides. RefSeq lists its product as uncharacterized. NCBI's taxonomy places the organism in Eukaryota, Rhodophyta, Bangiophyceae, Galdieriales, Galdieriaceae. The record is from RefSeq and is a predicted model, not a curated record. The coding region runs from base 21 to 524 and encodes 167 amino acids. The transcript has 2 exons.
GAGAUGGGAGGAGGAAAUCCAUGCGAGGACGAGGAGGAUGGCAACGACUAGUCAUUCGAAACUGUACUAGUAACGUUUCGAAACAAGAAAAUAAAGGACAAUCCAUUGCUAGCAACGAAAAAGCAAAUACCCGGGUGAAUACUUUUGAUGCGGCGGGGUUGGCAGAUGGUCAAGAUCCUUUGGCUUUGAGAAAGGCAGCAUGGAAAUAUGGCAUCUUAUCGUUGUUGUUUGGAGUAGUUGCAGGUGUCAUUCAGUACAAGCGCUCUGCUCGGGAAGCGAAAGGAAAGGAAAAUAUUGCUGAAAAUGCUUCACAAACUCAGUUGUCCUCUUCUCGAGUCACGGAAGAAGAACAAGUGAUACCCGAUGCUCUGGUUGAACUACAAUUGACACAAAUAGAGUUGGAGUCACAGUUGAAGUGCCUUAGAGCCAAUGCCAAGACUGAAGAGUCACUUCAGGAGUUGGAACGAUUGAAAGAAAGACUUGCGCAAGUGGAAAAAGAAAUAGAGGCAAAGGCCAAUAGAUAAAUAUUAAGGAAUGGAUAUUGUGAAGUAAGUUUAGUACAAAGGAAAUGGCGUAUGUAUAAAUAUACUGUUAAAGUUGCGUUUUAUAAGAGUAACAAAAGACCACAUAAAUAUGUAUAUUCUUCUCUUCUCGUACCGGGGAAUAUCCACGUAUUGUUGGUAAUCGAAAAUCGAUGAAA